AUGCUUAUCACGUUCAAAAAUUUGCAACAGCACACAUUCAAACUGGAAAUUGAUUCGGACCAAACGGUGCGACAAUUAAAGGAAAAACUCCAAGCUGAAAAAGGAUCUGAAUAUUUGGCAGAAAACCAAAAGUUGAUUUAUGCCGGAAAAAUACUUAGUGAUGAUACUAAAAUAAGUGAUUGUAACAUUGACCCAAAAAAAUUUGUGGUGGUUAUGGUUUCAAAAGCAGCUGGUGCGGUUAGUGCUACUAAAUCAACAGCAUCAGUUUCAACGCCUAUGAUACCAGCAGACAAUUCUCCUAUACCGAUUGUACAACCUAGAGUUGUUGUAGAGCCAUUACCACCUCCAGUAGAAACACCUGCUUCUGAACCAGAAUCUGCAUCUAAUGAUGAAACUGAAAGAACGAUUCAAAAUAUUAUGGAUAUGGGAUAUGAAAGACCACAGGUUGAGGAAGCUCUUAGAGCUAGUUUUAACAAUCCAGACAGAGCAGUUGAAUAUUUACUUACUGGAAUACCUCAGGAACUUCUAACUGAUCCAACUAUUUCUCCAAAUAGGAAUGUGCUCAGUGAAGACUCAGGUGAUUUAUCUGGUAGUAGCCAAGUUCCUGCAACUGAUCCUCUAGCUUUUUUGCGCAACCAACCAACAUUUCAACAAGUGCGUACUGUUGUUCAGCAAAAUCCCGAAUUAAUAAACUCUGUACUGCAACAAAUUGGUCAAACCAACCCAGCAUUGUUACAAAUUAUAUCUAAUAAUCAAGAAGCUUUUGUGCGUAUGUUAAACGAACCUAAUGAAGGUGCUGCUGCAGCACCAGUAGCUUCUAGUAGAGGACCAGCUGAUGGAUUCGAAGUGCCUGUAUCUACACAAGACAAAGAAGCCAUAGAUAGAUUGAAAGCGUUAGGUUUUCCAGAACAUCAAGUUGUGCAGGCGUAUUUUGCAUGUGAGAAGAAUGAAAAUAUGGCUGCAAAUUUAUUAUUGACACAAGAACCUGAUGAUUAA
Molecule: messenger RNA, 996 nt
Organism: Macrosiphum euphorbiae (potato aphid)
Lineage: Eukaryota; Metazoa; Arthropoda; Insecta; Hemiptera; Aphididae
Source: the annotation of a GenBank genome assembly